Drosophila innubila is the source of this 3090-nucleotide messenger RNA. It is a transcript of the gene Pp1alpha-96A, whose product is annotated as serine/threonine-protein phosphatase alpha-1 isoform. The record is from RefSeq and is a predicted model, not a curated record. Gene Ontology annotation, cellular component: nucleus; cytoplasm. Gene Ontology annotation, molecular function: protein serine/threonine phosphatase activity. NCBI's taxonomy places the organism in Eukaryota, Metazoa, Arthropoda, Insecta, Diptera, Drosophilidae. The transcript is spliced from 5 exons. The coding region runs from base 538 to 1521 and encodes 327 amino acids.
CGGCGAAUUCAGAUUGAGAUGCGGCGAAGUGUGGUUGCGCGAAAAAAUUUCUUGACGUCGCAAAAAUCUACAAUAACUUGCAAUAAAUGCUUUAAAACGCAGUUUAGGAGCACGCAAACCAGUGACAAACGCUGAACGUUCAUGGCGCAACAACUGAGGUAUUGAAAUUCCUCGACAGCAGCUUAAAACAGCGCUGUUAAGUGUAUAAUACCUGACAACUACAUACACACAUACUCCUACACACGCACGCACGCAGUUUCCCUUCGCCGCCCUUUUUUGCCACCCAACACACAUCGAUGAAAUAACAUACAUAACGUAUACCGAAAAUACAUAACGGAGCUGAAAGCAGUGGCAACAGCAGCAAUCACAGGUAAACAGAUAAGAAAACAGUGGAACAGACAGACAGUCAGAGACUGGCACAGACACAUACACAUACACAGGUAUCAGCAGUAGCAACAACAACAACAACAAGCACAACAGCAGUAACAACAACAACAUCAAGAAGAAGAAGAAGAGCAGCAACAGCCUAAGCAAAACAUGUCCGACAUCAUGAACAUUGACAGCAUUAUCUCGCGUCUGCUGGAAGUGCGUGGAGCACGUCCGGGCAAGAAUGUGCAGUUAUCGGAGAAUGAAAUCCGCAGUUUAUGCCUGAAGUCGCGUGAAAUAUUCCUAUCACAGCCCAUACUGCUGGAACUGGAGGCGCCACUUAAGAUAUGCGGUGACAUACAUGGACAAUACUAUGAUCUGUUGCGUCUGUUCGAAUACGGUGGCUUUCCGCCCGAAUCGAACUAUCUAUUCCUUGGCGACUAUGUGGAUCGUGGCAAGCAGUCCUUGGAGACGAUAUGCCUUCUGCUGGCAUACAAAAUCAAAUAUUCCGAGAAUUUCUUUUUGCUGCGCGGCAAUCACGAAUGCGCCAGCAUUAAUCGCAUCUACGGGUUCUACGAUGAAUGCAAGCGACGUUACACCAUCAAACUGUGGAAAACAUUUACGGAUUGUUUCAACUGUCUGCCCGUGGCUGCAAUUGUCGAUGAGAAGAUAUUUUGCUGUCAUGGCGGCCUAAGUCCCGAUUUGUCCUCGAUGGAGCAAAUUCGACGCAUUAUGCGUCCCACAGAUGUGCCAGAUCAGGGCCUAUUGUGCGAUCUCUUGUGGUCCGAUCCAGACAAGGAUACCAUGGGCUGGGGCGAGAAUGAUCGCGGUGUCAGCUUCACAUUUGGAGCAGAGGUUGUGGGCAAAUUUCUACAAAAGCACGAAUUUGAUCUGAUAUGUCGGGCUCAUCAGGUUGUUGAGGAUGGUUACGAGUUCUUUGCCAAGCGACAGCUGGUCACGCUCUUCUCGGCACCAAAUUAUUGCGGUGAAUUUGACAAUGCGGGUGCCAUGAUGUCCGUUGACGACACAUUAAUGUGCUCCUUUCAGAUAUUGAAACCCGCCGAUAAGCGACGAUUUGUUUAUCCAAACUUUGGGAGCUCAGGGCGUCCCCUUACACCACCCCGCGGCGCCAACAAUAAGAAUAAGAAAAAAUAAGCAGCUACAAUAACUUACAAAAACAAAAAAUCAGCAGCAGCAGAAGUAAAAUCAACAACAACAACAAAACGGCCACACACACAAAUACCAAUUAAAAGCGCAAAUUGUUUUGUUUUUUUAUUCGAAUACGUGAAAUCGAAUCGUGAGCAACGUUAUAAGGGUAAAGAAAUUCAUACAAAUUAGCCUAUUUUUCAUUUUGGAAAACGAAAAUAAGGAAAAUUACAUACACAUUACACACACACACACACACUCACAAAUUGAGACACUUUAGUUCAAACUAAUUGUAGUGUUAAACACUGCAUAAGCAUGAAUAUCUCUUAAUGUAUUAAUUUUAUUUUUUGUUAUAGUUUUUCCUUGCGCAAUGCGAAAACACACACACAUUUAUACACACACACACGAAUAAACAUGAAUGUAGAGUAGGUACAAAAAGUGCACACACAGACACAGCAAUUGUUGUAUUUAUUGCAUUUUAUCUCGCACAGCAUUUUUUCGGUUCUUUGCAUAGCACAACAACUAGGCAGAGAAUUAUCUUCUCUCACUUCUAUUUUAUUUAAUAUAGCAAAUGGUAAAAUGUUGUUUUUAUAUAAUUAUUUUUGAAUUUAUAUCAACGCGUUUUUUAUGUGUGUGAAAACAAAGUAUGUACGUAUUUUAAGGACGGUUUAUUUUUUUAUAUUAUAUUUUAUUCACGAUGCAAAUUCUACUAAAUGUUUACUUAGUUUUAAACGCCAAGCAAAUUAAGCUCGAAGGUACAUAAGUUUCACAAUUGUUUACACCAAAAAUAUUAAAAUAAACAACAAAAAUUGUGUAUAUUUUUAACUUGUAUGCGUCGACGAUUAAAUAUGUAAAGCACACAAAACGUGCAUGUAAACAGAAAUCUUACAAAAAAAAAAAAAACAAACAAACUACAAUAAUUAUAAUUAACGUAACACAAUUGCAUAAGAGCAAAGAUUUGUUUAACAAAAACAAAAAUAUAUUCAAUUGCAAUAAUAAUUUCUGAUCAAAAGUUUAACAUGCGCGUUGAGAGCGGCAUACUUUUGAGCGGCACUGUGUGCCCUCAGUCGACGCCACAGAGGCGGCAGAUAAAGUUACAAACAAGAACUACAAAUCUAAAACAUACAUAUUAUAAAUAUAUAUAAAAUAUAUAUAUAUAUAUAUAGUAAUAAAAUUGUAAGCAAAUAAGGAAAACACUCACACGCAAACAAUACUUGCAUUCGUGUAGAUGUGUUUUUGUAUUUGUAUUUUGUGACAGCAACAACAAUAGAAUACUUAAAGUCGAAACAUUCUCGUGCUAAAGGCCGCCACAUUCAAGUAUUAUACUUAUAUACAUGUAUGUUAAUGCCCAGGCAAGCAUCCAAAAAUGGAAUACGUAGUUCUAUCUGUCUAUCUUGAACCCCCCCUCCAACAAAAUGGUUUCGUUUGUAUAAUCCUCCCGGCCCGCCACAUAACGCACAGAGUUUUCAACUUGAAUGUUCAGCUACAGCCAUCCUCGGCCCCCCUCCAGACUUCCCCUUGUCAAAGCCCCUCUAGUACUCUGUUUAAUGUUGUACCGAAUUCUACAUAUACGCAAAA